AUGUCUUCUCAAUUAUCUACGGAAAAAUUAAAUAAAUGUCAAAUGAAAUCAUGUUCACGUGAUAUUGAAGCACAUUGUUAUCAUUGCCGACGUGAUUUAUGCUCAAAACAUUUCUCAAAACAUAAACAAUCGCUUCAUAAUCAAAUUGAUCCUGUUGCUAAUCAAAUUAAUGAACUUAUUCAUCAGAUUAAUUUAUUAAUUCUUCCAGAAUUUACUCAGGUACCGUUACGUGAAUUAGAACAAUGGCGAAAAGAAAGUCAUCAAUUAAUCGAUCAAUUAUGUUUAAGAAAACGUCGUGAAAUUAAAAGAAGCGCACAAAAAUAUGAAAAAGAAUUUAUUUGUUAUAAUAUCGAACAACGAAAAAUACUAGAAGAAAUUAAACAAAAACUUCUUCAACUUGUACAUGAUAAAAAUGCGAAUCGUCGACAAAUUGAAACUAUAAAACAUCAAUUAGAAGAUAUUACAUUGAGUUUUAUCCAAUUUUAUAAACGAUUUAUCCAUCUCGAGACAAUACCGCUGUCAAUCGAAGAUGAGUACGUGAAAGUUUCUAAAACUACAAUUUAUUUAUAUAAUCUUAAUAAACCAACAAAACAAUUUCAUUUAACACGAGGAACAUUAUCAGCAUUAGCAACAAAUGAGAACUAUAUUCUCACAGAAGAAUAUCCAAACUUAUGUUUGUAUAAUUAUCAGCGUCGACUUUGCGAAUUAGUAUGGAACGAUAAUGAAGUUUACGAUAUGUGUUGGUCAUCGUCUCUAAAAGUCUUUAUUAUUCUGACUUUGUCAAAUCUAUUUAUACUUGAUGUUCCAACGAUGAAACUAGAAAAUUUUCCUGGAAUGGAAUUAUAUCGCAAUGAAAGAUAUUUUCGAUGUACAUGUUUCGAGCAAAAACUUUUUAUUUCCUAUUGGGGUAGUACAUUGGUAGACGAAUAUUCUCUUUUAUCCUUUAAUCGUGAUAAACGGUGGCAAACACCGAUUACAUGCGCCUAUGAUGAACAAAUAUUUGAUAUAAAAUAUAAUGUUAAUGAACAAUUAGGUCUGACAAUUUCCAACACAUCUAAACAUCAAUGGCGUGUUGAUGUGAGAAAUUCAAAUACAAUGGAUUUAUUAUGGUCAUUAGAAACACCCUUAUCUCAGUUUCAUUCUUCAUUAAGACUGUGUCCAUUACCAGACAGUGAAUGGAUUGUGAUUGAAUGGGGUGGACGACAAUUAUAUGAGCUAUCAGUAGAUGGCAGAUUGAAGACAAAAAUUCAUUAUGAGAAUGAACUGAAAAAUGUUGCAAUGUUAAACGGGAAAAUAGUGGCAGUCCGAACAGUUGAUAAACUUGAUUUAUAUGAUCUUAAUUAUAAGCUACUAACUACUACUAUGAACUAA
Didymodactylos carnosus is the source of this 1371-nucleotide messenger RNA. Lineage: Eukaryota; Metazoa; Rotifera; Eurotatoria; Philodinida; Philodinidae. The record is from the annotation of a GenBank genome assembly.